CGCCACGACGUCAUCAUGAAGGGGCGGGAGCAGGGCGUCGAGUGGGUAACCAAACAGCAGCAGGGGAGAAAGCCACCGGCGGAUGCGCAUCGUUCAGCAUGCGGUGACUGAGGCGGAGGCCUGAAGGCGCUGUGGGUCCAUUGGUGGCAGCAGGAGCAGGAAUCCAGCUUAGAUGAAGGAUGAAGAGCCCGGUGCACAGAUGUAGGGAUGUGGAGCAUAGCCGUGGACAGCCUGGGGCCGGGGGAGGAACCAGCUGCCUACAGGAGGAACAACGCAUCCCCAUCUCCAAAGACGUCAUCACUUCCUCCUCUGCCUCGGCCAUGUGGUUCAUCAGGGAUGCCUGCGGCAUUGUGUGUGCCAUCAUCACCUGGCUGCUGGUCUUGUACGCUGAGUUUGUGGUGUUGUUUGUGAUGCUGCUGCCCUCCAAGAACCUGAUGUACAGUAUUGUGAACGGGACUCUGUUCAACACUCUGGCCUUCCUUGCCCUCGCCUCUCACCUCAGGGCCAUGUGCACUGACCCUGGGGCCGUGCCAAAAGGAAACGCCACUAAGGAAUACAUAGAAAGCCUUCAACUGAAACCAGGACAGGUGGUCUACAAAUGUCCCAAGUGCUGCAGCAUCAAGCCUGACCGAGCACACCACUGCAGUGUUUGCAAACGCUGCAUACGGAAGAUGGACCACCACUGUCCCUGGGUCAACAACUGUGUUGGAGAGAACAACCAAAAGUACUUUGUGCUUUUCACAAUGUACAUUGCACUCAUUUCCCUCCACGCUUUGGUCAUGGUGGUCUUCCAUUUCCUCUACUGCUUUGAAGAUGAUUGGACGAAGUGCAGUACCUUCUCUCCUCCAGCAACAGUUAUCCUCCUCAUACUCCUGUGCUUUGAGGGCCUCCUCUUCCUCAUCUUCACCUCUGUGAUGUUCGGCACCCAAGUCCACUCCAUCUGUACCGACGAGACCGGGAUCGAGCGGCUGAAGGGGGAGACAGGGAAGUGGAGGAAAGUGCCGUGUUGGGAGGCCAUGCAGAUUGCAUUCGGAGGCCCCUUCUCGCUGUCCUGGUGCAGCCCUUUUUCAGGCUUGAGCUGCAAGAAGAGCCCCGAGGACCACGUUGCCAUCCCCCAGGGAGAGAUCAUCGAGGAGGAUGUCAUAGAGAUACCACUCAACUAGCGCCACCUGCUGGGGAAAGCAUUAAUUGCAGACUGGCAGGGUUUCUUGACAAGCACAAAGAUAUUUUUGAAACUGGACUUUCAAAAUUUUGAAAAACUGCCGAGAAUUUAUUUUUAAUUAUUUAUGCAUUUUUUAUGUACAGGACUUUUUUCUGGAUAUAUUACCUUUUACAGUUUCUGUUCCUACCUUCAGUGUAGCCAUUUGAUAGGUGUGCAGAGCACCCAUUAUCAAACUUUAGUAUCUUAGCUUAAUACUUGCACACAUAAGUGAAGUGAAGUGAAUGUGCAUUUUAAGGAUCUCAUAUUUCUCUACUGCAUCUGCCAAACCUGCAGCAUUUUCCUGAAUUUGUCUCUAGUGAAGGAAAAUGCUGUGAGGACUCAAAGCUCAGUCAGCUCAGUGUUUGGAGGAGAGAAUACUGUAAAGUGCCUCCCUGAGCUGCCUCAGGACACCACUAACAGCAGCUCUGCUCCAGCACUGUAGCACAAACGGUUCCUUUCAACCUUCUUGCCUUUCCCCCAGAUUUUUAAACAGCCAGUUUCACAGAUGACGGUUAAGCCUAGAAAUGCAAACUCUCCAUUUGAAAAAGGUUUUUAGUCUAAGAUUAGGCUUGACCCAUGUCGGAGAAACUAGUUCGAGCUCACCUCGUGCCUUAUCUGUCUUUACUGAGCAAAUGUUUGGAACACUAUAUUGUUUUAUUACUCGUCUUGAUUCCAGACUGUCUCAAGUUGCCAUUUUCAUAUUUCUCGCUCCAUUGCACAUGUGGGAAAAGGGCACUAGAUGACUUCAUAUAGAGGAUUUUUAUUGUGUGUGUAUGUAAGCUGGAGGAUAAGGGCUUCUAACUGCUAAAUGGCUGCUGGACAUUAUGGGAUCACUCAUGUUUAAUCAUGUUUACAUUGCUUUAAUAAUCUACUCAUUGUGUGGGUUUCUUCCUUAUGUGAAUGGUCAUUCUUUUUUUGUUCGUUUUUUUUUUUUUUUUUUUUUUUUUUUUUUUUAAAUCUAGUGACAGAUUAUUUGUUUGUUUUUAGCAAAUAUAUCUGCAGUGUUUGAAUUGUAUACCAAAAGCUACUGACAGUCCAGUUCAAAGCAUAAUAGGAACAUAUUUUCAUACUGCCUUAUUGUCUCAUCUAAUCGACUGCAAGAAAGCAAAAAAAACAAACAUAUUUAUCAACAUGUCAGAGGACUCCUUACAUUGUGGUAUAUCUCACCUCCUGUUGUGUUUUUCUGCAUUGAUUCCAUUCUGUUCCACUGUGACCACUUUCAGCUCUUCUGCUUCGAUGACUUUGAUGAUAGCCAACUACAGAAGACAAAUACAGCUGUUGUGGUAGAAGUGUGUAUCAUAAUUGGAGAAAACAUUACACCUCAUUUGCAGCUGAGGCACAGCUAAGUGGUCUGUAAUAAAUGGGUGUUCAGACAGAA
This is a messenger RNA of Oreochromis niloticus (Nile tilapia), 2579 nucleotides long. RefSeq names its product zDHHC palmitoyltransferase 3a (gene zdhhc3a). Gene Ontology annotation, molecular function: palmitoyltransferase activity. The coding region runs from base 180 to 1163 and encodes 327 amino acids. NCBI's taxonomy places the organism in Eukaryota, Metazoa, Chordata, Actinopteri, Cichliformes, Cichlidae. The transcript has 7 exons. The record is from RefSeq and is a predicted model, not a curated record.